CCCGACGACAGGAGGACCACUGGGAUCUGUACCCCAACACCGUCGCCCGUGUAUGCUAUCGUACGACGUCCGGGAUUAGCCACGUCGCCGUCUUCCCUUCUGUUCUUCUCCCAAUCCCCUCCCUCCUCGUCUCCGUCUCAUCUCCGACCUCUCCCCCGGCCGCGCCCCCACCGGAGCCCCACGCGCCCCGAUGGCCGACCGCGCGCCGCCUUCGCCCGCCGGGAUCGACCCGCGGAGCGGCUUCUGCGCGGCCACGCGGACCUUCCACAGCACCCGCUCGGCCGGCGAGCUGCCGCCGGAGUCGCUGCCGAUGACGGCGGCCGCCCACGCCUUCUCCCUCGUCUCGUCCCCGCUCCCCGACCGCCCCGCGCUCGUCGACGCCGCCACCGGCAUUGCCGUCUCCUACCCGUCCUUCCUCGCCGCCGUCCGCGCCCUCGCCUGCGGCCUGUGGUCCUCCCUCGGCCUCCGCCCCGGGGACGUCGCGCUCGUCGUCGCCCCCUCCAGGCUGGAUGUCCCCGUGCUCUACUUCGCGCUCAUGUCGAUCGGCGCCGUCGUGUCGCCUGCCAACCCGGUGUCGACGGCCGAGGAGUAUGCGCACCAGGUGGAGCUGUCCAGGCCGGUCGUCGCGUUCGCGGUGGCCGAGGUGGCCGCGAAGCUGCCCGGCCAUGUGAGGUGCGUUGUUAUUGGGUCGGGUGAGUAUAAGAGGCUGGGCACCGACGGCCGCCAGGCGGCGCCUCCGGCGGUGGCGGUGAGGCAGUCGGAUACGGCGGCCGUGCUGUACUCGUCGGGCACGACCGGGCGGGUGAAGGCCGUCGCGAUCACGCACCGCAACCUCAUCUCGCUGGUCGCCAUGCACGCCGACAACCGGGAGAAGGUGGCGAGGGAGGCCGCCGAGGCGGGCGAUGAGCCACCCCCGCCGGCGGUGACGCUGAUACCCAUCCCGCUGUUCCACGUGUUCGGGUUCAUGAUGGCGCUGCGGUCCGUCGCCAUGGGGGAGACGGCCGUACUCAUGGAACGGUACGACUUCAUCGCCGCGCUGCGCGCCAUCGAGCGAUACCGCGUGACGCUGCUGCCCGCGGCGCCGCCUGUGCUCGUCGCCAUGGUCAAGUACGAGGAGGCGCGCCGGCGUGACCUAUCCUCACUGCUCGUCAUCGGCAUCGGCGGCGCUCCCCUCGGCCGGGAGGUUGCCGAGCAAUUCGCUGCCGUCUUCCCUAACGUGGAGAUAGUUCAGGGCUAUGGUUUGACCGAGUCGUCUGGCGCUGUGGCCGCCACAGUCGGGCCGGAGGAGUCGAAGAUGUACGGGUCAGUCGGGAAGCUGGCUUCGCAUUUGCAGGCUAAGAUAGUAGACCCCUCCACCGGUGAGGAGCUCGGACCAGGGCAGCGCGGUGAGCUUUGGGUCAGAGGCCCAAUCGUCAUGAAAGGUUAUGUGGGUGAUGAUGAGGCGACUGCAGCAACGGUUGAUUCAGAAGGCUGGUUGAAAACAGGUGACCUCUGCUACUUCAAUGAAGAUGGUUUUCUAUACAUCGUGGAUCGAUUGAAGGAGUUGAUAAAGUACAAGGGAUACCAGGUACCUCCAGCUGAACUGGAGCAUAUUCUGCAGUCCCAUCCUGAAAUCGUUGAUGCGGCAGUUAUCCCAUAUCCAGACGAAGAAGCUGGGCAACUACCAAUGGCUUUCAUAGUAAGGCAGCCGAAUUCAAAUAUUACAAAGGAACAAGUCAUGGAUUAUGUCGCAAAACAUGUUGCGCCAUACAAGAAGGUGCGACGUGUGGCUUUUGUCCCUACAAUAACAAAAUCGCCUGCAGGGAAGAUCCUUCGGCGGGAGCUUGUGCAACAGGCCCUGUCCAUGGGUGCCUCCAAGCUUUGAGAAAUGCAAUUUGCUGCGGUAGUAUAGUAGGGAAUAUUUUGUGUACAUAGUGAACUGGAGAUAGUGCAUAUGACCUAUGCUUUACCCAUUGAAGACUCCUUUGGAAGGAUGAAUUUUCUGGAAAUUUUGGAGGAAAUGAACUAAUUUUAUAUCAGUGUUAGCUGACCAUUCGACCUCCAGAUGUCCAUCUUGUUUCCUGUUUCCAUGUCAACACUCGAUACCGGAUAUUUUCCGCUUGGAUUUGCAUAUAUGCGAGUAAAAAAAAAAAGAAAUAGUGCAAUCUGAUGCCCAUUUCCCAGCCGAAUUUCUGCUUUCACUGUAAAAGAAACAUUCUAUGUUGAAUGUAAUUAGACACUAGAAUCUGGAAUAUGUUGUUUUGGUCUGAAGUAGGUAGCAU
This is a messenger RNA of Oryza brachyantha (malo sina), 2261 nucleotides long. RefSeq names its product 4-coumarate--CoA ligase-like 5. The transcript is spliced from 6 exons. NCBI's taxonomy places the organism in Eukaryota, Viridiplantae, Streptophyta, Magnoliopsida, Poales, Poaceae. The record is from RefSeq and is a predicted model, not a curated record. Gene Ontology annotation, molecular function: CoA-ligase activity. The coding region runs from base 191 to 1864 and encodes 557 amino acids.